This is a messenger RNA of Clunio marinus, 395 nucleotides long. The record is from the annotation of a GenBank genome assembly. NCBI's taxonomy places the organism in Eukaryota, Metazoa, Arthropoda, Insecta, Diptera, Chironomidae.
GAAUUAUUUUUCUUUUCAUCGUAGAGUAGAGUCUUCAAAUUCCGACUGGUUUCUCGUUGUCUGACUUUGAAAUUUUCCACACUUUUUGUUUCUCAACUUUAUUGAGAAGUGUGUGGCGUUUCAGAAUCAUAUGAUAAUAGACUUCAAUUUCUAUUUAACUUUUUUUCGUUUAAAAGGUUCUUCUACGAAAAAAGAAGAUGUUUGUCUUCGAAGAAUUGGAACAUAAUUCCGUCGAAAAUUUAUAAUUCCGUCUAUGGAAGGCUUUAAAACCGUAGUAAAUUUUAAACAAAAGAGAUCUGUUUUCAACUCUCAAAAAAUUUGAGAAUUUAUUUCAUUGAUGAAUUGAAAUCUCUUUUUUUAAUCGUUGUUGAUCUCAAAAACAAUUGAAGAAUGCA